Molecule: messenger RNA, 1416 nt
Organism: Vicia villosa (hairy vetch)
Lineage: Eukaryota; Viridiplantae; Streptophyta; Magnoliopsida; Fabales; Fabaceae
Exons: 1
Coding region: 1-1416 (471 amino acids)
Source: RefSeq, a predicted model, not a curated record
AUGCAUGCUCCGGCAAGCUCUUCACAUCAAGUGGCUUAUUGCGAAUUAUGCACUGGAGAUCAUCAGACUGGUUUUUGCCCUCCACCAAAUGAGGAAGUUAAUUAUAUGGGAAAUCAGCAAAGGACAACACCGUAUCAAAGCAGUCAGAAUUUCCAACGAGGAAACAACGCCAAGUAUGGUCAGGGGUGGAGACAAGACACCGGAACUGCAAACAGACCACAUCAAUACCAAGGUUAUCAACAACCACAUCAUCCAAAUCAACCCGACAGAACAGCCAAACUUGAAGAUACACUGCAACAAUUCAUGCAACUCUCAAUUGCGAAUCAGAAAAAUACUGAUGCUUCCAUCAAAAAUCUCGAAACCCAAGUUGGACAAAUUGCAAAACAAUUGACAGACCAACAAAAAGGUACUUUCACAGCUACAGCACAAACAAAUCCAAAGGAACAUUGUAAGUCUAUUACAACACGAAGUGGUCGAGUGCUUGAAACAGAAAGUAAUGAGAAAAACGAGGAGAAAAUUUUGGAAGAAAAAGAGAGAGAGCAAGUUAACGAGGAAAAAGAAAAAUUACAUGAAAGUCAUGAUGAGAUUAUUGAAGAAAGACAGAAAGAAGAAAAUAUAAUGGAAACAAACGGUGCAAGGAAGAAUCAACAAACAAGAGAAGAAAAAGGAAAGCUGAUCAGUCCUCCGGUACAAAAUCUACCAUAUCCACAUGCUCCAACAAAAAAGGAUAAAGAACGGCAAUAUGCUCGGUUUUUAGACAUUUUCAAGCGCUUACAAAUCAACAUUCCAUUCGCCGAAGCACUCGAACAAAUGUCAACAUAUGCUAAAUUCAUGAAAGAAAUCCUCACAAAGAAGAGGCGUAUUACUGAUGAAGAAACAAUCUAUCUUGACGCAAGCUGCAGCGCAAUCAUACAAAGGACCCUUCCCCAAAAAGAAAAAGAUCCUGGACGAGUUACCUUACCAGUAACCAUCGAAAACGUAAAUGUUGGAAAGGCAUUGAUCGAUCUUGGAUCAAGCAUCAACCUUAUCCCACUCUCCGUGAUAAAAAGAAUAGGCGAUUUGGAUAUGAAGCAUACAAGAAUGACGUUGCAGCUGGCAGACAAAUCAGUCACAAGACCAUCUGGCAUAGCUGAAGAUGUUUUGGUCAAAGUAGAUAAAUUCCUCUUUCCAAUCGAUUUUGUUGUUAUGGACAUCGAGGAGGAUGAUGAUGUACCACUGAUUUUGGGGCGCCAUUUCAUGAAGACUGCUCGUAUGAUGAUUGAUAUUGAUGAUGGAUUGAUGAAAGUACGGGUUCAAGACGAAGAGGUCAGUUUUAACCUCUUUGACGCAAUGAAAUAUCCAAAAGAAAAAGGAGCCUGUUUCAAGGUAGACACCAUUGAAAUGGAACUACCAAGGUACAAGAACAAGCACAUUUAA